CUUGUAGUUUUUCAAAAUGCAGAGUUUGUGACAUUUAGAUCUCUGGAAAAAAAGCAAGAUAUAAGGCGUUGCCCUGCACAACCACUAUUAUUCUGUGAGCGGCAACUCAGUGUGCCAUUGCAUGCACUUUCACUCCGCUUUUCCGGGCAGCGCACGGCUUUGAGGACUGUACACAUGGCACCCACAGGCUGCCCAAAGCCUUCUCGCUGCUAAGGCCUGUCCUGUGUUCAGGCGAAGCUGUGUUGAACAGAAGCCUCCGACAUCUAUUCCUGAUCAGCACUGGAGCCUACUUCUCACACAUAGGACACUUCAACACAUUUUUCUUUCUAAGGCCUAAAAAUAUCAUUUUAACGGCUUCUUAAAGAUCCUUUUACAAUUCUACGCACAGACCACACUUAUUGCUGACAGUCUGCACAACCUGAAGAAUUUUACGCACAGCACUGCAGUUUUACACUAAGUCCACUAAAGCUAGCUAUGAAAGUGCACUACAUGCAAAUUACUACUAAUGACUCUCUUGAAGUAUGUGUGGAGAAUUAAGGUUUAUAUUUAGCACUUCCCAUCCUAGUCUUCAGACUUGAAUUUCAUUUACUUCAGCACUCUCAAAGGCAAAAAGACAAAACUGUCCAAUAAUGAAAUUCAGUUAGGCACCAAAAUCCCUUUUUACCCAUAGCAUCUACUAUUCCAAACCAAGUUUUGCACAGCAAAACCUUAAGUCCUCAGUAAGCACUUCUAAAGGUGUAAGUUUUGCAAGCACUCUCUCUCCCAAACCAAAUAAAGCAGCUUCAAGGCAACCACACGCGGGUGUCCGAGCUCUCUUCACUUUACACGAUACAAGGUGCAACGCGGGGUAGAUUUGCAGGGCCAGGACUUCUGAUGGCUGCAAGUUGCCCACGUUAAGCCUAGCGAGCCCAGCAAUGCCCAGUGGUGCAUGCUUUUCUUCACAGCCGUCCAGCGAGGUGGCAGACCCCGGAUUUCUUGGCCUGCGACUCGGCUCUUACCCUGCCCUGGGGCUCCCCGAGCCGGGGCCGCAGGGAAAGGCCGCGAUGCCUGCCCGGCGUGCUAGGACAGGGCCCGGCCGGCACCGAUCGGUGAGGCGCAAAGGCGCAUGAUGAAACUUUACGACGGGUUUCAACAGCAGCCGGCGGCAGGGGAGGAGCCGGCACCGACGGGGGCCGCCUUCUUCAUCACCCGCCGCGGCGAGAACGGCAGCUUUCCCUGUGCCGGCGGCCAGGACGGGAUUCUCCGCUUUCAGGUAGAUCAGCAGCCUCACAAUGUGCGGUAUCUGGGCCCUCUUUGGGAGCGAUGAAUGCCUUUCAGUCCAGUGUCUAAGUGCCAUGAAGAUAGCACACAGAGGUCCUGAUGCAUUUCGUUUUGAGAACGUCAAUGGAUUCACCAACUGCUGUUUUGGUUUCCACCGCCUUGCGGUUGUCGAUCAGCUAUAUGGUAUGCAGCCUAUCCGGGUGAAGAAAUUCCCGUAUCUGUGGCUGUGUUACAAUGGAGAAAUCUACAAUUUCAAACAGUUGCAGAAGCAGUUUGGAUUUGAAUAUCAAACAUUAGUGGAUGGUGAGGUUAUCCUUCAUCUUUACAACAGAGGAGGAAUAGAACAAACAGCAUCCAUGCUAGAUGGUGUAUUUGCUUUCAUCCUCCUGGACACUGCAAACAGAAAAGUGUUUCUGGCAAGAGAUACCUAUGGAGUCAGACCACUGUUUAAGGUGCUGACUGAUGAUGGAUUUUUGGGUGUCUGUUCUGAGGCAAAAGGACUUAUCAACUUAAAGCAUUCAACAUCCUUAUGUCCUAAAGUGGAACCGUUUCUCCCGGGUCAUUAUGAAGUGUUGGAUUUAAAGCCCUCUGGCAAAGUUGCAUCAGUGGAAUUAGUAAAAUUUCAUAGCUAUAAAGAUGAACCACUCCAUGCUACGUGUGAUACAGUAGAAACUCUGCCUUCAGGCUUUGAUCUUGAAACAGUGAAAAGCAACAUCCGUAUUCUGUUUGAAAAUGCUGUUAGAAAACGUUUGAUGGCUCACAGAAGGAUUGGCUGUCUUUUGUCAGGGGGCUUAGAUUCCAGCUUGGUUGCAGCUGUUCUUCUGAAACUGAUGAAAGAAAUCAACAUCAAUUAUCCAUUACAAACCUUUGCAAUAGGAAUGGAAAACAGUCCUGACUUACUGGCUGCCAGAAAGGUGGCAGCACAUAUAGGCAGUGAACACCAUGAAGUAAUAUUUAAUUCUGAAGAAGGAAUUCAGGCAAUAGAGGAGGUUAUUUUCUCCUUGGAAACCUAUGAUAUAACAACAAUAAGAGCUUCAAUUGGUAUGUAUCUUGUCUCCAAAUAUAUACGGAAGAAAACAGACAGUGUGGUCAUUUUUUCAGGAGAAGGAUCAGAUGAGCUGACACAAGGAUAUAUAUAUUUCCAUAAGGCGCCGUCUCCUGAAGAAGCUGCAGAAGAGAGCGAGAGGCUUCUGAAGGAGCUGUACCUGUUUGAUGUACUUCGUGCAGACAGAACUACUGCAGCGCAUGGUCUUGAACUGAGAGUCCCAUUUUUGGAUCAUCGAUUUACUUCUUAUUAUUUAUCUCUACCAGCAGAACUGCGAAUCCCAAAGUUCCUGAGGCUCAUGACAUUGUUUUUCUGCAAACAGAAUGGAAUUGAAAAAUACCUUUUAAGACAGUCCUUUGAAGAUUCCAACUUGCUUCCCAAAGAAAUACUCUGGAGACCCAAAGAAGCUUUCAGUGAUGGUAUAGCAUCAGUAAAGAAAUCCUGGUUUUCUAUUCUUCAGGAUUAUAUUGAUCAACAGGUUGAUGACCUUCUGCUGGAAAAGGCAGCAGAGAAAUAUCCUUUCAAUCCUCCUAAAACAAAAGAAAGCUAUUACUACCGCCAGAUCUUUGAAAAGCACUACCCAGGGCGAAGCAACUGGCUGCCCCACUACUGGAUGCCAAGAUGGGUUAAAGCUACUGAUCCUUCUGCUCGCACGUUGAAGCAUUACAAGUCUGCUACCCAAGAAUAGGCUGUUGAAACAAUCCCCCAAAUAGAAGUGCUGCAAGCAAUUUGCAUGCACUCUGCUUAAAAAAAAAAACAAAAAAAAACCAAACCCAAAAAAACCAAAUUAUGCAAACCUAAAGCUUAAAUGGUCUUCAAGAUGUAUUUUGACAACGCUAUUGGAAAUAAGAGCUUUCUGUGGUUAGUAUACUGUUAAAAAUUCACCCUGCUGUACCAAAACUUUGUAAUUCAAGGGAAAAUACUUCCUGGACAAGGAACUACCCUAUUUGGCAGCUCUGUUUUUAUGUGACCUUGAUUGUAUUCAUUUGCCUUGCAGUCAUUUAACAUAUUUUACUGUGAGCUCUGUUUUGAGGACUUGAAUAAGGCUAAGUGAUGCAAACUGCUGCAGGCUCCUUGAGCAAAGGGGAAUUUGACCCUAUUUAGUGAUUUGUGUUCCUGGCUGUGGGAUUUGGAUAGUCUGUCUAUACUGUUCUGUUCUGAAUAUCGUCUUAAGCAUUCCUGAGAACCUUGGUCUGGUUUUCAAAAGUUAUUUAGAUAUUCAUAGCUAUGCAGAGAUGCUUACUAGCGAUUAUAAUAGUGGUGGUGCUGGGUGUUACUUAAUUAAAUGAAUGGGAAUCUUAUUUGUUACUGUAAAGCCACCAGUUGGUUGUUUUGAAUCUUGUAAAUAUACCAGCAGUCUAAAGAUAUCGUGACUGUUAUCAAAGAGCAGAACAGACAAGAGAAGCCGAGUUAUGUCUUUGUUUCUUACUCAGGGGCUUUGAUUUUUAAAUGUAUGUAUCAUUCUUGAAAAGUAGAGUGUUCACUGGGUGACUUGUAUCAGUCUGAUGGAAGUUGCAUGACAAAGUAUUUUAAGAAAUUUUUCAGUUAUGGUAAGAAUUUUUUCCACCUGUAUGAUGAAAAGGUAGGCUGCGUUACUGCUCAACUGCACGUGGCCAACUGUGUGGUGAACCAACCCUGUACACCAUAGAUUUUAGUUGGACAAAUCAUCAUUGAAGACAAUGGGAUCAAACACCUUGCUUGGAAAAAUAGAAAAAAAAGCUUCUCCAGAAACCACAAGAACUUCUACUACCCUACUGAAAAACAAAUGACUUUUUACCCAGGACAACUUUCUAUUAGCUACUUAGACAUUGGGGCUGCUUUUUUAAAGGUAACUUAAACAUAAGGGUGGUCAAAAAAUAUCCAUGUGUGCUGCAGCUUGACUUGAUUAGCAUCAUGCCCUUUAUGAAGACAUAAGUCUAGUUUAUUGUCCCUCUUGACUAGGAAACCAAAGCCAGAUGUUAUUUAAAAGAUAAAAUAUAAGCAAUUUUGGUUUAAAAUCUUCAUAAAAUGACUGUCUAUUUAUUACUCUCUGCUAAUCCUGUGUUUGAAACUAUUCCAGAAACCUUACUGAACCUCUCAGUGGUACCACAGAGCCCAUGAACUGCCCAGCUAUGACCAGUAGUGGCCAUAUUUUGACAUAAACUUGCACAUAUUAGUUAUUUAUGAAUAUACGAUGAGUAAGGUAAUACGUUCCUGCAGGCUUCUUUACUUGAGGGCCAUGUGCUUGUCUUUUCGGAUUUCUUUGAAGCAGUAAAGUAUAUUUUGACUUGGGAGAGGAGUAUAGAGUAUGUUGAUUAAGUACUAAUAUGUCAAGAUAAGAUUUACCACUCUCUGUAAACUUCCCAAGGCUGAGAUGAUAAGAAAAUACCAUUUGCCUGAAGUAAAAUGAGGCUCAGCAUGU
This is a messenger RNA of Grus americana (Whooping crane), 4706 nucleotides long. It is a transcript of the gene ASNS, whose product is annotated as asparagine synthetase (glutamine-hydrolyzing). The record is from RefSeq and is a predicted model, not a curated record. Gene Ontology annotation, cellular component: cytosol. The coding region runs from base 1272 to 2993 and encodes 573 amino acids. Gene Ontology annotation, molecular function: asparagine synthase (glutamine-hydrolyzing) activity. Lineage: Eukaryota; Metazoa; Chordata; Aves; Gruiformes; Gruidae. The transcript is spliced from 12 exons.